Plenodomus lingam JN3 is the source of this 1407-nucleotide messenger RNA. It is a transcript of the gene NCS2, whose product is annotated as cytoplasmic tRNA 2-thiolation protein 2. The record is from RefSeq and is a predicted model, not a curated record. Gene Ontology annotation, molecular function: tRNA binding; sulfurtransferase activity. Gene Ontology annotation, cellular component: cytosol. Gene Ontology annotation, biological process: tRNA wobble position uridine thiolation. Lineage: Eukaryota; Fungi; Ascomycota; Dothideomycetes; Pleosporales; Leptosphaeriaceae.
AUGCCAAGCAAACAACCUGGAAUUUCCAACAGUGAGCCCUGCCGCCGUUGUCAUGACUCUCCUUCCGUGCUCGUCGUGCGCUCGGAGCCACUAUGCCAUGAAUGUUUUGCUCGCUAUGUGCACACCAAAUGCAUCAAGCGUCUAGAGUCUUUCCGUGUGAAUUUCUCGGCCACAGCCCCGCAACGUCGAGUGCUUGUACCCCUCUCCUUUGGUGUCUCCUCCAUAGCUCUCCUGCACAUCUUGCAUCUUCAUUUGACCACACAGAAGAGCAAGACGGGUCGUACUGGCUUUUCUAUCCACGCCGUUCACAUAGAGGAUUCCUACCAGGAUACCCAGGCCCAUGAUCUACUACGCAAGGUCCAAGAACAGUACCCCGACUGUCAAUUCACGUCACUUCCACUACACGACGUUUUCAGUAUCAAUUCAGUUGACCCAGCUCUUCAGGCCUUGCUUCCAGAAUUCAUUGCGGGAGAAGAUGCAGACUUGUCACCUCAACAGUCACUCACGCGUUUCAUGGCCUCACUCACAUCGGCCGCAGCCAGAGCGGACGUUUUGUCCAUCCUCAGAACUCGGCUCAUCAUAGAACAUGCAAAGGCUACUGGAUGCCAAAGCGUUCUCUGGGGAGACAGUACGACCAAGCUCGCUGAAAAGACUCUGUCCGAAACAGCCAAAGGUCGAGGAUAUUCCUUACCGUGGCAAGUCACAGAUGGGCCGUCCCCCUUUGGUUUGAAUGUUCACUAUCCACUCCGUGAUGUGCUCAAGAAGGAACUCGUAUCAUACAUCAACAUGGCGCAGCCUGAGCUUGCCGCUCUGGUGCAGAGCUCUUCAUACGGCGCCACGCAGGCUUCCACAAGUUCCAAGAACACCACUAUCGACGACCUCAUGAAGCAGUACUUCGAGUCCGUCGAAGAAAACUUCCCCAGCAUAGUCUCCAAUGUAGUCCGUACGACGAGUAAACUUCAGGUGCCCGCAGGUGCGCCAACAGAAGCCUGUUGUAGUCUUUGCAAAAUGCCCGUGCCUGGUGGCAAGUUUGGCAUCCACGGCUGGGGUGGUGAUCAGCAAGAUGGCAUUGAUUUCGCAUCAGUGGAUGUCAGCCAACAGAUCUGCUAUGGCUGCACAAGAUCAAUUCCAAAGCCUACGGAUUCAUGGAAGUUGGGAAAACCGAAUACCCCCUCUGCUUUGGGCUCUUCGUUGAUUAUCACUGUAUUCAUCGAAAUUCCACUUGCAUGUAUAGCCGGUAAAUCAAUCAAAACCCUGGUCGCAGUAAAAGCCUCAAUGGCUCUGAGUCCGGAUAUCCAUUGGACCGCAGUUCUUUAUCAUCCAAUUCGAUGCAAUCGCAUAACACUCCUCUCGAUUAAAGCUGGCUUGUCUCCCGAUACAAUCAUCAAGGAACACCCUCCUGUAUGA